AUGGGCCUGAGCCAUUCUAAGGCUCACCCUCGGGUGACCAAAGUAGCACCCUUGCAAAACGAAGGGGAAGAGGCUCCCUCCGCCAGCCCCGUGGCCUUCGCGUUCGGCCAGAAUCUGGAAGGAAAGAGUUCCUAUGUGUUCGCAAGGCUGCAGGAUCGGAAUACAGCUUCGGAAAGGCAGCCACCACCUCUCUGGGGGUGUGGAAGACACUCGGCAGUGCCCAGGGCCAUGUAUUUUGACAUCCCACUGGAACACGGAGAAACAAGUAUUAUUAAAAGUCAUCCACCCCGAAGACUUCAAAAGCUUGAACCCAUUGACCUGCCACAAGUAAUUACUUCUGAAACGCUCCUGAGCCAGCAAGAAGCCAGAACGACUCACAAAGCAAAGCUGGAACUUGAAAAGAAGAUACAAACUUCAGGGUAUACUCCUGGGAAAAGACAAUAUUUACAUAAGAUGCGAAUGCUGGAAAUGAACCGUAACAGACAAGAGAAGAAAAGUCUUCACAGGGAGGCAAGAAUUAAUAAGCAAAAACCGAGGGACCAUAAAGCCAAGAAACUCCUUCAAAGCAUCCCAAGACAUGACAGGGAUCUUCCAACCUUGUUGCCGGAUGAAAACUUGAACAGAAGAAGUCCAGGAAAUUCACAGAAUGAAGAUUUGGGGGAACAUCAAGCAAGGAAUGACUGUUGUCCCCGGAAAAUUGGCAAAAUGGAAACGUGGCUCCCUGAACAAGAGGCCCGGGGUCAGCUUCUCUGGGACAGUUCUAGCUCUGACUCAGAGGAGUUGAGAAAAGGCGAGAAGAAACCACAGGCACUGGUGAGGACCAGGACAGAGAGAAUCCCACUUUUUGAUGAGUUUUUUGAUCGAGAAUAA
Messenger RNA from Neomonachus schauinslandi (Hawaiian monk seal), 870 nucleotides. It is a transcript of the gene CCDC198, whose product is annotated as coiled-coil domain containing 198. Lineage: Eukaryota; Metazoa; Chordata; Mammalia; Carnivora; Phocidae. The transcript has 6 exons. The record is from RefSeq and is a predicted model, not a curated record. The coding region runs from base 1 to 870 and encodes 289 amino acids.